Messenger RNA from Gadus macrocephalus (Pacific cod), 1536 nucleotides. RefSeq names its product plasma membrane calcium-transporting ATPase 3-like. Gene Ontology annotation, biological process: regulation of cytosolic calcium ion concentration. Lineage: Eukaryota; Metazoa; Chordata; Actinopteri; Gadiformes; Gadidae. Gene Ontology annotation, cellular component: membrane; intracellular membrane-bounded organelle. Gene Ontology annotation, molecular function: P-type calcium transporter activity; ATP binding; ATP hydrolysis activity. The record is from RefSeq and is a predicted model, not a curated record.
GGAGAGAGAGAGAGAGGAAGAGAGGAGAGCAAAAGAGGGGGGAGAGACAGAGGUGAGAGAGAAAGGGAGGAGAGAGAGAAGAGAGAGAAAGUGUGAGGUAGAGAGGGGAGCGAGAGAGGGGAGAGAGAGAUAAAGAGAGAGAGAGGAUCAGCUCGCAACUCCGUGAGAGAUCCGCAAGCGCAGCAGCGGCAUCAGUGCUGUCGACCCCUCCCCCUCACAUCCGUCGCAUAGAGCAGAUCCAUGUUAACGUUGCCAUCACCGGACGGGUGCGCUUCUAGAUGUUUCCAUCUUCAUUGAACAUCCUUCCCUCUCCAGUCCUUCCUAUGAAGGUCCACCAAUUAACUGUUCCCCAUGGAACGGUUUGAUCUCCUCACAGAACCACACAGAAGACACAUUAGAUCAUAUUUAGUCCAAAGAUACAAUUUAUUAGACGUAAAUGUGCAAGCAAAAGUGUCUUUCACACUUUGAUAUCUCGUCAGUGACUCGUAGGAAACACAAAGUCCCCCGUCGGCCCCGGAUGUUCUCCCAUCGUCCGUCCCUGCCGACCACAGCGAGGGCCUGAGGGGAAGAUGCUCCCGGAGUCGGCUCGCGGCGGAGACCCCAAGACAGACAGGCAGUGGAAGUCCCAGCGUUAGGGAGCCUUAGAAGAUACAUCUGACCCCCCCACAGUGUCCACCACACACAUCAGGCUCCUCUCCGCCCCGACAGGGACCCAUUCAGAGGGAUAAAGACAGUCAACCCCCCCCCCCCCCCCCCCUCAUCGACCAUGGCCGCCGUGACGAGCCCGGUGGACCCCGGCGUCGAGGUGAACCACGCUGGGGACUUCGGGGCGACCCUGGAGGACCUCCGGGACCUCAUGGAGCUGCGGGGGCCCGAGGCCCUGCAGAAGAUCCAGGAGAUGUACACGGACACGGAGAGCCUCUGCCACCGCCUGAAGACCUCCCCUACGGACGGUCUCUCGGACAACGUGGCGGACCUGGAGAAGCGCACCGCGGUGUUCGGCCAGAACUUCAUCCCCCCAAAGAAGCCCAAGACCUUCCUGCAGCUGGUGUGGGAGGCUCUUCAGGACGUCACCCUCAUCAUCCUGGAGAUCGCCGCCAUCAUCUCUCUGGGCCUCUCCUUCUACCAGGCCCCCGGCGAGGAGACUGAGGCGUGCGGGAACAUGGCGGCGGGGGGUGAGGACGAGGGCGAGGCGGAGGCGGGCUGGAUCGAGGGCGCGGCCAUCCUGCUGUCGGUGGUGUGUGUUGUCCUGGUGACGGCCUUCAACGACUGGUCCAAGGAGAAGCAGUUCCGCGGGCUGCAGAGUCGCAUCGAGCUGGAGCAGCGCUUCGCCGUGGUCCGCAACGGCACCGUCAUCCAGAUCCCCGUGGCCGACAUCGUGGUGGGGGACGUGGCCCAGGUCAAGUACGGUGACCUCCUGCCGGCCGACGGUAUUCUGAUCCAGGGUAACGACAUGAAGCUGGACGAGAGCUCCCUGACCGGCGAGUCCGACCACGUCAGCAAGUCUGCCGACAAGGACCCCAUGUUGUUGUCCCG